UUGUGCUACACCUUUUGCGCCUGUUCCUUGUUCCGAUCCCCAUUCGAGAACGUGUUUCAAGGCUUUUGCGACCGGGGUGUGUAACCAGUAGCAAAAGAAAACAAAAAGUAAAUAAGAAGGCGCGGAAAAAGGAGGUCGCCGAAUGAAAAGAUCGCGGCCAAACAAAAGACACCAAGCGAGAAAAUCGGGCUGAAGGGAUUGGUCCGCCGCAGUCGGGCUGCAGAAUGAGAUGGCAGCAAAUAUAUAAGGCCCACCCUAAUCUAAUUAGAAAUAACGGCAAGAACAAGUCGAGUAUUUCUGCGCACGCGAUCGCAAGAGACCGGCUAAUGCAUAUAAAUUGGCAUAAAUAAAGCAAAAGUCACGUCGAUCCGUGUCCAAAAACCAAAAAGCCAAACCAGUUUCAAAUUCCAGAUCAGAUCAUCGCAAUGACGUAGUCGUCUUAUUUCUCCAAUACGAUACCAGUGCAACCUGAACCUGAGUCAGCUCCUUGGGGCUUCUCUUAAGAAACUCCCCAAGAGUCGGAUCGGGCAAAUAUAAAUCUAUGUGCGUGGGUGCCGCACAAGUUGAGUCACUCGGAAUCGGAAUUCCCCCCCAUUGUCAAGUUCCCCAUUCAACUCUUACCACUCAAAAGUGCCGAGUUUCCAAGCAUGGGGCUGCUCUUGAGUGAGACACCGAACGUUCGAGUUUGAGUUUAGGUUUGAGUGAACUCAUGUGAGAAGAUAUUCCACUGAGACUGAGCGCCAGAUUGUCUCGGAAAAAGUGUUCCCACUUUAUCGGGGGUUGCAGCGGAAAUGCCGAGUGUUCUACAAGGCUUAUUGAGUUCUGGAAGGCGUUGUUUUUUAUCAAAAGUGUUUACCUAAGAAGAUAAAAUCAUGGCUCGCCGUAAAAACAAAAAACAUAUGCUGAUAGAAAUGCUUACGCGGCCCCAAAAUGUGGAUCCUUCCAAGUCGCUGGUAAAUCAAAAAAAUCCGGAUUUAAAGCAAAAAACGAUGGUUGCGGCGGCCGCGGCCAAAGGAUACAACCUUCCUCGACCCUUGAAGAGGGAUGUUAUCCGCAAGAUUUGCAGAUUGCCACCGGAAACGUGCAAUCAGAAGACAAAAGCGCAGGUGAUGUACUACAAUUCCAACUACGGAAGGGUUAAGAAAGCCAAUCUCAGCCGAACCGAUUUUCACGAGCCUACUUGUCCCAAAACUCGCAGAUCGAAAAAAGCCAAUGAAAACCAGAAAUUUAGUACUGCAUCCAGGCAGAGGACGCAAAAGAAGAAAACAAAUUAAUCUUAAGUUUUCGAAUCCUUAUGGAUAUACUAUAUAUACUAUAUAUCUAUAAUCAUGCCGAUUAUGUGUUCCAGGUUUAAGUGUUCACCAAGUCCUGUGAAUUUUUAUACAUUUUACAUGUACAUAACGCCUUGUGAAAAUACUGUUCAAUACACGCAUCUUUUAAACCCAAUUAUUCAGUUUUUAAAACCAAAAGAUAAAUUAUGUUUCAAGUGAUUCUUAAAAUUGAAGCUGACACAAACGAGCCUUGAGAAAGACCAUCGAAGUAGAAACCCUUAGUAGUUAUUUGUCCUGCAUGUGUGUUGUCCUUAGCUCGUCUUCAAAGGGGCUUUCCCCGGCAUUCCAUUGGUGUCACGUAGAUUUUUCGUUUGCUUUGAGUUUUCAGUUACACGAUUUUUGAAAGGGACGAGGUGGAGCAGCAGCAGCAGCAGCAGCUAAGCAAUCACCAAAUAAAAAGCCAUCGGACAGUUGCUGAGCUCAGUUUCAAUUUUCACUUAAAACAAAGUUGGCCAACGAGGGGGAACGGAGCUGCAGAAGGACAAAAACUGGCUGAACCGAACUGCAUCUCACAUGCACAUCCUCAUCCACAUCCACAUCCAAAGGAACUGAGGGUCGCUUGGGCGUUCACAAAGCGCGCGAGGCGGCUGCCAAAUUGUUUUUGCUGCCGCACAGGGAAAAUAUUUUUCAGGUUGAUGAAAAGUACUUACAGCUAACAGAUUUAUUUACAAAAUACUAAAAAUACAUAUAUUUUAUUUUGGUACUAAUCAUGU
Messenger RNA from Drosophila mauritiana, 2044 nucleotides. RefSeq lists its product as uncharacterized. Bases 873 to 1274 code for a protein of 133 amino acids. The transcript is spliced from 3 exons. The record is from RefSeq and is a predicted model, not a curated record. Lineage: Eukaryota; Metazoa; Arthropoda; Insecta; Diptera; Drosophilidae.